ACAGCAACAUGCUCAGGUGUCUAUCAGCUUACUGUUAAUAAUUAAAGCCCUUAACAAGGAAAGUAGGAAAAUCAGGUCCGAUAUGUCACUAUGGAGGAUGUGAGAGAUGGAAACACAGCAGCAGCAAAGACGAGGAGGUCCCUUUAUGGGCUUUAUUCCUACAAAUCCAGCAUGAUUGGUCUGGAGAACCUCGGGGAUCCAUCAGGUAAUUGGGAUAUAGUGGAGACCAUCGGUAAAGGAACCUACGGCAAAGUGUACCGAGUGACCAACAAGAAGGACGGCAGUCAGGCAGCAGUGAAAGUGCUGGAUCCAAUCAAUGUAAGAAUGGGGUCUAAUAGACAUGUUGAUGAGGAGAUAGAGGCAGAGUACAACAUCUUGCGAUCUCUGUCCAACCACCCUAACGUGGUGAAGUUUUAUGGCAUGUUCUAUAAGUCUGACAUUGGCUCAAGUGGACAGCUGUGGCUGGUAUUAGAGCUGUGCAACGGCGGCUCUGUCACAGAACUCAUCAAAGGCUUGCUGAUGCGAGGCCAGCGUCUGCAGGAGCCCGUUAUCUCAUACAUCUUGUACAGUGCCCUGUUGGGUCUUCAGCAUUUGCACAGUAACCGGAUUAUUCAUCGUGAUGUCAAAGGCAACAACAUCCUGCUGACGACUGAAGGAGGCGUCAAACUGGUUGACUUUGGUGUUUCAGCUCAGCUGACGAGUGCACGAUUACGCAGGAACACAUCAGUCGGGACUCCGUUCUGGAUGGCUCCUGAGGUCAUCGCCUGCGAGCAGCAGUACGACUACUCGUAUGAUGCCCGCUGUGAUGUGUGGUCGCUCGGCAUCACAGCCAUCGAGUUGGCAGAUGGAGACCCCCCGCUGGCAGAGAUGCAUCCAGUCAAAGCUCUCUUCAAGAUCCCACGAAAUCCCUCCCCCAAAUUACGUGACCCUGAACAAUGGUGCAGAAGCUUCAGCCAUUUCAUCGGCCAGUGUCUGAUAAAGGAUUUCGAGGCGCGUCCAUCUGUCACGCACCUGCUGGAGCAUCCGUUCAUCAAACAGGCCCACGGCAAAGACGAGGCCCUCCGUCACCAGUUGGCCGCCCUCAUUGGGGAGCAGCAAGAACUCGGCUGCAGAACCAGAACUAGGCACGAGCGGAUCAAUACUCGUAAAACCCUCAUAGUGGAGAGCUGUCCUGACGAUGAUCUGGUAAACCUGGAGUUCUUAGAUGAGGAAAUGAUAAUCAGUCAUCUGGAGAAAAGGUAUGAUGAGCUGCAGGUGUACACUUACGUUGGCGACAUCCUGAUCGCUCUCAAUCCUUUCCAGAAUCUCAGCAUCUACUCUCCGCAGUUUUCUAAGCUGUACCAUGGUGUGAAACGAACAGACAACCCUCCGCACAUCUUUGCUACAGCGGAUGCGGCUUAUCAAGGCAUGGUGACUUUUUGCAAAGACCAGUGUAUUAUAAUCAGUGGCGAAAGCGGUGCUGGGAAAACUGAGAGCGCUCAUUUGAUUGUUCAACAUCUUACCUUCUUGGGAAAGGCAAACAACCGGACCCUGCGGGAGAAGAUCUUACAGGUGAACCCCCUUGUAGAGGCCUUUGGGAAUGCCUGCACGGUUAUCAAUGACAAUUCUAGCCGCUUCGGAAAAUAUCUGGAGAUGAAGUUCACUCCCACUGGAGCUGUGAUUGGAGCAAAGAUAUCAGAAUAUCUGCUGGAGAAGUCAAGGGUCAUCAAACAGGCUAUGGGAGAGAAAAACUUUCACAUUUUUUAUUAUAUAUACGCUGGACUUUAUCACCAGGAUAAGCUGAAGACGUACGGGUUACCUGAUAGGACACCUCCCAGGUACAUUGACAGUCAACACUGCAAAGUGAUGCAAGACAUUGUGUCCAGUAAACUGUACAAAGAGCAAUUUGAGGCCAUUCAGGAAUGCUUUCGAAACAUAGGCUUUACCGAAGAGGAAGUCAACUCUGUUUACAGAAUCCUCUCAGCCAUUUUAAACACUGGUAACAUCGAAUUCACGGCCAUCACAUCCCAGCAUCAGACUGAUAAGAGUGAAGUGCCGAACUCAGAGGCCUUAGAGAACGCUGCGUCUCUCCUCAGCAUCGGCCCAGAGGAGUUCCAGGAGGCGCUCACCUCCCAGUGUGUGGUAACGAGAGGAGAGACCAUCAUCCGCACCAACACUGUGGACAAAGCUGCCGACGUCCGAGACGCCAUGUCAAAAGCCCUGUACGGACGCCUUUUCAGCUGGAUAGUUAACCGCAUCAACUCGCUUCUGCAUCCUGACAUGAACAUUUGUGCCGCAGAGAGCUGCAUGAAUGUUGGAAUCUUGGACAUCUUUGGGUUUGAAAACUUCAAGAAGAACUCUUUUGAACAGUUGUGCAUCAACAUUGCCAACGAGCAGAUCCAGUUUUACUUCAACCAGCACAUAUUCGCACUGGAACAGAUGGAAUACCAGAGUGAAGGAGUAGAUGCCAGCCUGGUGGAGUAUGAGGACAACAGGCCCAUUUUGGACAUGUUCCUUCAGAAACCCAUGGGUUUGCUGUCCCUGCUGGACGAGGAGAGUCGUUUCCCACAGGCCACCAACCAGACCUUAGUGGAUAAAUUUGAGGGUAAUUUGCGCUGCAAGUAUUUCUGGAUACCAAAAUGCAUGGAGCUUUGUUUUGGAAUUCAGCACUAUGCGGGAAAGGUAAUGUACAAUGUGAAUGGUUUUUUGGAAAAGAACAGAGACACUCUUCCCGCAGACAUAGUUGUGGUGCUGAGAACGUCGGAAAACAAACUUCUGCAGCAGCUUUUCUCCAGCCCCUUAACAAAAACAGGAAAUCUGGCAACUUGCAGAGCCCGGGUCACUGCCGCCUCCAGGUCGCUGCCGCUACAGCUCAGUUCAGGGCGCGCAAAGUCUCCCAAAUACCUGUUGAAGGUGGACACCAUGGAGAUGAUACGUCACCCAGAGGAAACCACCAACAUGAGGAGACAGACUGUGGCCUCUUAUUUCCGUUACUCUCUGAUGGACCUGCUGUCUAAGAUGGUCGUGGGUCAGCCUCACUUUGUGCGCUGCAUCAAACCCAAUGAUGACAGGCAGGCGCUAUGUUUCUGCAAAGAAAGAGUGAUGGUACAGCUACGUUAUACUGGGAUCCUGGAGACAGUGAACAUCCGCCGGCAAGGCUAUUCCCACCGCAUCCUGUUUGACGAGUUUGUUAACAGAUAUUACUACCUUGCAUUUCGGGCGCACCAAAUGCCUGAGACGAGUAAAGCGAAUGCUGUUGCAAUACUGGAGCGAGCCACACUAGACAACUGGGUGCUUGGGAAGACAAAGGUGUUUCUGAAGUACUACCAUGUGGAGCAGCUGAACCUGCUGCUGAGGGAGGUGAUCGCACGGGUGGUGCUGAUGCAGGCUUACACUAAAGGUUGGCUCGGGGCGCGGCGUUACCGAAAAGUGAAGGAGAAGAGACAUCGCGGGGCCACCAUCAUUCAGUCAGCCUGGAGGGGUUAUGUUGCUCGGCAACACCUGAAGCAAAUACAAAAGGAGAGAGACGCCGCCGCCGUCCGCAUACAGUCAGCUUACAGAGGCCAUCAGGUGCGUCGGAACCAUGAGCCUGAGGAUCACAGACGUCACUCUGAAGCUGGAGGAAAGACCACCGUGGAUGAGCAAUCUGAGUCAAAAGAAGCAGAUAUGGAUCACAUUCACACGGCAAAUGUAAAAGACAUGGUGGUAUGGGGAACGAGAGAAUCAAAAGGCUGGAAAUUCACGGCUGAGAAUAAAUGCUCACUCUUCCCUGAGGUUGGGCCCAACAGCCGAGACAGACAAGUGAAAGACAUCAAGAGGGACAAAGACGCAGCGGAAGACGGCGUAAUCAAGCCAUGCAGGGAGACAGCUAGACGGCGAGACGCGCAGUGUAAACAAGGUCCAGCGAUGAAGCUGCAGCAGAGAACCCCUCGCCGGAGGGGCCAGCAGCCCAAGCUGCUCAACAGCCCUGAAGACAGCCUGUACUACAACCAGCUAAAUAGAACUCUGGAUUGCCAGGGGAGCAAGAGGAAGCCGAGAAAACUUGGUCAAAUCAAAGUGCUGGAUGGAGAAGAUGAGUACUACAAAUUACUGUCAACCGUGGAGUCGAUCCCUGAAGAGGAGUGCAGCGCCACCGCCGCCGCCCCCCUUCCCGCCGCCGCUUCUAGUGGGCCUCUCCUCAGUCAGAGCUGAGCCUUACAUCUGUGUCAGCCGAUCACCUUCUUCAUCCGAGAACUAGAGUCGAACCAAAAGGAUCAGAGUCACAAUAACACACUUAAUGUUGAAGUGUAUAGUUUGUUUAUUUAUUUAUAAUAAAUCAGUGUUUAUAUCAGCUAAAUAAAUGUGUUUAUGCUGCCUACUUUUGAUUAUUCACAAGUACUUUCACUUUUUUCUUUGUUUU
Thalassophryne amazonica is the source of this 4378-nucleotide messenger RNA. RefSeq names its product myosin IIIB (gene myo3b). NCBI's taxonomy places the organism in Eukaryota, Metazoa, Chordata, Actinopteri, Batrachoidiformes, Batrachoididae. Gene Ontology annotation, biological process: protein phosphorylation. Gene Ontology annotation, molecular function: protein kinase activity; ATP binding; cytoskeletal motor activity. The record is from RefSeq and is a predicted model, not a curated record. Gene Ontology annotation, cellular component: myosin complex.